Molecule: messenger RNA, 4566 nt
Organism: Pristis pectinata (smalltooth sawfish)
Lineage: Eukaryota; Metazoa; Chordata; Chondrichthyes; Rhinopristiformes; Pristidae
Gene: elna
Product: elastin a
Exons: 51
Coding region: 218-2827 (869 amino acids)
Molecular function (GO): extracellular matrix structural constituent
Source: RefSeq, a predicted model, not a curated record
CAAUUGCCGAGAUUCUGGCAAGAGCUCUGCAAUGUUGGCAGGAAUGGCUAGAAAAAAAAGCAACAGGGGAGAAAAGUCAACUGGCUACUUGGACGGAGACGGGACCCUCACUAAUUACGUAUUGUCCACAUCCGUCUCUUACAAGUGGCAAUUAGGGUCAAGUGAAUAAAAGCGGUUGGACUUGGAGAGCGUUAGUAUUUUUGGAGUGCCCGACAAGAUGGCUCUGUGGCUCUUCCAGGGAUACCUGCUCCUGAGUCUCAUCAAAGCUUCUCUGCAAGGAGGAGUUCCUGGAGCAGGUGGGGUUCAAGGAACAUUAGGACGGCUCUUUCUUCCGAGUAGCUACUUCCGAGCUGCCGGAGUACCUGGCCAAGUUCCAGGGGCAGCAUAUCCCUACAAGUCUGCUCCUGGAGCCGGAAUUCUUGGUACUGGAGUUCCAGGUGCCAGUGUUCCAGGUGUAUAUCCAGGUGCAAGGAAUCAUGGCCUAGGAGUACUUCCUGGAGUACCAACUGGAACUGGUUUAAAAGCUAAACCAAGUGCUGGUGUUCAAUAUGGAUACCCAACAGGUUAUGGUAGCUUUGGAGUAGGAGUACCUGUUGGCUAUCCAGUUCUUUCACCUAAACUACCAGGUGGCUAUGGAAUUCCAUAUAGUGCUGCUGGAUAUGCAGCUGCCAAAGCUGCUAAAUAUGCAGGUGGUGUACCUGGAGGCAUUCCGGGAGCUGUUCGAGGAGGUGUUCCAGGUGGAUAUGCAGCAGCCAAAGCAGCUAAACUUGCAGGUGGCGUUCGAGCAGGAGUUCCUGGGGUUUCAGCUGGAGCCAUUCCAGGGGCUGUUCCAGGAGGUGUUCCUGGUGGAUACGCAGCAGCCAAAGCAGCUAAAUAUGGAGGUGCUGUUCCAGGUGGGAUUCCUGGGGUUUCAGCUGGAGCUGUUCCAGGCGGUGUACCGGCUGGUGUUCCAGGGGUUGUUCCAGACGGAUACGCAGCAGCCAAAGCAGCUAAAUAUGGAGGUGCUGUUCCAGGUGGGAUUCCUGGGGUUUCAGCUGGAGCUGUUCCAGGCGGUGUACCGGCUGGUGUUCCAGGGGUUGUUCCAGGGGUUGUUCCAGGGGUUGUUCCAGGGGUUGUUCCAGGGGUUGUUCCAGAUGGUUACGCAGCAGCCAAAGCGGCUAAAUAUGCAGGUGGUGUUCCAGGAGGGGUUCCCGGAGUUGCCGCUGGGGCUGUUCCGGGGGCUGUUCCAGGGGGUGUUCCAGGAGGGGUUCCUGAUGCAUAUGCAGCAGCUAAAGCAGCUAAAUAUGCAGGUGCUGUUCCGGGUGGAAUUUCAGCUGGUGCUGUUCCUGGUGCUGUUCCUGGGGUUCUUCCAGGUGGUGUUCCAGGAGGUGUUCCAGAUGGAUACGCAGCAGCCAAAGCAGCUAAAUAUGGAGGCGCUCUUCCAGGAGGGUUACCUGCUCCGGGGGCUGUACUUCCAGGGGGUCUUCCUGCUGGAUAUGCAGCAGCAAAAGCAGCUAAAUAUGGAGGGGCUGUUCCAGGGGCUGUUCCAGGAGCUGUUCCAGGGGCUGUUCCAGGGGCUGUUCCAAAGGGUGUCCCAGGAGCUGUUCCUGGUGGAUAUGCAGCAGCCAAAGCAGCUAAAUAUGGAGGUGGUGUCCCAGGAGGGAUUCCCUCACUUCCACUUGCAGCUGGUCUAGGGGGUCUUCCAGGGGGCGUUCCAGCAGGUGUUUAUGCGGCAGCCAAAGCAGCUAAAUAUGGAGGUGGCGUUCCAGGAGGGUUUCCUGCAGUUCCAAUUGGAGCUGGUCCAGGGGUAGCAGGUGUACCUGGUGGCUAUGGAGCAGCCAAAGCUGCUAAAUAUGGAGGUAUUCCAGGAGGUAUUCCAGGAGGUAUUCCAGGAGGUGGUGUAGGGAUUAGACCAGGAGUCAUUCCAGGUGGAUAUGCAGCAGCUAAAGCUGCUAAAUAUGCAGGAGGAGUUCCGGCGGGUGCACUUGGAGGUUUUCCAGGGGGUGUACCUGGAGGUGUUCUUGGAGGCCUACCAGGUGUAUACAGGGCAGCUAAAGCUGCUAAAUAUGGAGGUGGUGUGCCAGGAGCUUUACCUGGAGUCUUUCCAGGGGGUGUAAUUGGAGGUGUUCCAGAUGGAUAUGCUGCAGCUAAGGCUGCUAAAUUUGGAGGAGGAGUACCAGGAGGCGUUCCAGGUGUAUUAACUAGAGGCUUUCCAGUAGGUGUCCCUGGAGGACUUCUAGGUGGAUAUGCAGCAGCUAAAGCCGCUAAAUAUAGAGGAGGUGUCCCACAGGACUUAAUUGCAGGGGGUGUGGCAGGUGGAGCUGCUGCAGCUAAAGCCGCAAAAUUUGCAGGUGUUCCAGGAGCUGUUCCAGGAGCGGUACAAGGAAUACCAGGAGCAGUUCCAGGUGCUGGAGUAGGAGUGAAACCAGGAGUUAUACCAGGUGGGGUAGCUGCAGGUAAAGCAGCUAAAUAUGGAGCUGGCCCAGGAGCUGUACCUGGAGUUCAACCAGGAGUUGUACCUGGAGUUCAAACUGGAUCUGUAGCAGGUGUCCCAGGAGAUUUAGCAGCUGGUUAUGCAGCAGCUAAAGCCGCUAAAUAUGGAGGUGGUGGAGUGGGCGUGCAGCCUGGCGAUGGAGUGGGCGUGCAGCCUGGCCUUGGACUGGGUGUAACUGGAGUUCGACCCAGCAGUGCUCCUCUGACUCCCCAACCAGGUGGAGUGCAGCCAGGCAUUGGAGCUAAAGCAGCCAAGCUAGGGCUUGGGCAAAGAGACUCUGCUGGAUUCUUACCCUAUUAUCAACCUGGAUCCCCUUGUGCAAUGGGAAAAUAUUGUGGCAGAAGGAGAAAAUAAGCAACUAUUUGGAAAAGAAGUGACCUCAAGAAUUCUGGUGCUACUGCCUGAUUUGGAAUGUAAAGGAUGGUGUGUAAUGGAACUCCUCGGCUCCAUCCCUUUCCCUCAGCUACACCUCUAUCCCCUAAUUUCAUCUGCAUUCGUUAUCAAUAUCUAAUGGAUUUUUUUAUCAAGGAAAUUCUGUAAUAUGUUGUCUGCUUCAAGAGCUUAGAGACCAGUUUACAGCUGAGUCUUUUGCUGUUAAUCUCAGUAUUAGUUAACACCAUCCUUGACUUGAUUUGUUUUGUUUUGUGACUCUGACUCCAGUAUUUUUAAAUUAUAAAAAUGGUGUUAUUAAUUUUCAGUUGCUUGUGCUUUGCUUUACAAACUGUACUGUGAGUGAUGCCUGGAUUAUACAGCUGGGCAGUAGCUCCAUCCAUCCCACCAUAAUUUUUGGUGCUAAAAAUCUAUUUUUGAGAGUGGCAGCUGUAUUCAUACAAAUGAUGGCUCAACCUGACGAGUGGGGCCUGAAGUGACCAAUGCAACUUUCACAUAUUGUAGUUCUACGUGUUUGUGCACAUGGCCACCAAGACUUUGCACUUGGAGGCCAAAUUACCUUCCUGGCCAGAAUAUUCCUGGAGAGGUUGAUUUGAUGAAUUUUGAAGUUUAUGCAAGCUGAGAGACAUUAGGACAAAUUUUCCUUGUCUUCCACUCAGGCUUCUGAAUUUCAUAUGCACAACAAACAAGGGAUAAAGUGCCAGCUAUUUUACAGGUGUGUGCUUCUCCUCACCUGAUUUUCCUGUAUCCAUUGCACAUACAUGAUUCAAUAGCCCCAGGUUCGGGAUCAGGAAAAUCUGCCGCAGAGUAAGAAACCAUUAAUUCCUUCACCAUUGGCGUGGUGUGGCCAGGGUUUUACUACCUCCAGGAUCAGGAUUGUUCAAUAACCUCCAUAUGUUUCAACAAUCUGAUUACCUCCACAGCUGUAAUUAACUAAGAUUUUUAUAUUAUUGAUGUCCUCUUGGAAUUCUUCAAACUAAUUUAAUUACAUAAAAUGUAUCCAAGGAAGAUUUUUAAUGUUGAAAAUGAAUAACUUUCCAACCAGUCCCAGAUUAGAAAUACAAACAAGUUAAUUGUCUUGCUGUUAAGAGACUGACCACUGUACAUGGUACAUGGUGUUAUAAAUCCCUGUGGCACUACAUUAUAUUUUGGACAUCAACUUUGAAAUUAAUUGUUUUGAAAUGAGAGGUUAUUUAAACAAUUAUGCACAAUUAUUGAAUUGCAUGCAAAUUGGAGCUGUCUGACUUGUGAAAAUGCAGAAGCCCACCAAAGCCACACUUGUUGAUCCUGUCCUAUCCCUCUGUAUUCUGAUUCUUUCCUCUGGCUCCACUCUCUAGCUCUAUUUUCUUUCUUGCUCUAUCUUGUACAUGGUCGAAAUUAUGAUUUCAAUUUGCUUGAAAAUAGUGCGGAGAGCAACUUGAUAUGAGCACCGUAAGUGUUCAGAGAAGCAAAUGCUGAUCAGUUUCUACUUUUAUUGCAGCUCACCACUGUCCUGCAACUCCUUCUAAUAAAUGAGAUUGCUUGAAGUUAUGCUGUCAUAGGUAAAACUUUACAUCAGUUCUGUUGUAAUAAGCACUGUAGCAGAACUUGAGCCCCAACAUUAAUGCAUUGCUUCAGAUUUGGUGUAAUGACCAUCCGCUGUAUCUUUGUAAACUAUGUGACUCAAUCACAGGAUGGAUAAUAAUUCAGUAACUGCUUUUAAA